UUCCCUUCCUCCACCGAUCUGCCUCCUUCCGCCGAUUCCUCGGCUUCCCCGAAGACCCUUGUUCUUGGAUUCGGAAUCGCGUUCGUGAUUAUGGAAAAUACAAAAAAUUGGAAAGCGAAAAGUUCAUAUCUUGGAAGACAAAUGUUGGCCACGUUUUGUAGAUAACACAGAGGAUGGGGGAGAAAAUAAGAAACUCCAUUGAUCCUCCAUUGAUGUGUGUUGGUUGUUCCUUAAGUCGCAAGCCACCAUGACAAGUUUAUUGUACUCUUCCCAUGGCGGAUUAUCAAUCUCAGGAAGAAACUCCCACGUCGGAAUUCCUGAUUUAUUCCGAGCCCGAGAAGCAAGGCGAGUGAAAUGGUCACAACAACGAUGGAGAUUCAGAGUCAGGGAAGGAAAAAUCACAGUACCUCCUCAAGCAACCAAUGCUUCUGAAGAAGUUUCUUCCACUGCAGAAUCAGAGGCAAGAGAUUCGGAUUUUCCCGGGUUCAUGUUGGCAAACUAUGUUCCUGUCUAUGUAAUGCUCCCGCUCGGUGUAAUCACGAACGAUAACCUUCUAGAAGAUGAAUCAAAGCUCGAGAAACAGCUCAAGAAGUUGAAAUCAGCUCAAGUGGAUGGGAUAAUGGUAGAUGUGUGGUGGGGAAUUGUGGAAUCAAAAGGGCCUAAGCUAUAUGAAUGGAAUGCUUAUAGAAGCUUGUUUCAGACAGUAAGAAGAUGUGGACUGAAAGUUCAAACCAUAAUGUCGUUCCAUAGAUGCGGAGGCAAUGUAGGGGACGACGUUACCAUCCCUCUCCCGAGAUGGGUACUCGAAAUCGGAGAUUCAAAUCCCGACAUCUUCUAUACAAACAGGACUGGUAACAGAAACAAGGAGUGUCUGUCUCUUUCUGUGGAUAACUUGCCUAUCUUCCAUGGAAGAACAGCUCUUGAGAUGUACAGAGACUACAUGAAGAGCUUUAGGGAUAAUAUGGCAGAUUUUAUUGAUUCUGGACUUAUAAUAGACAUCGAAGUAGGUCUUGGUCCAGCUGGAGAGCUCAGAUACCCUUCUUACACUGAAACCCAAGGUUGGGUUUUCCCGGGCAUUGGAGAAUUUCAAUGUUAUGACAAGUAUCUAAGAGCAGACUUUGAGGAAGAGGUGACAAGAAUCGGUCAUCCAGAAUGGAAACUUCCAGAAACUGCAGGAAAAUACAACGACACGCCAGAGGAAACCGGAUUUUUCAAGGCAGACGGGGGGGCGUACCUUAGGGAAGAAGGAAAGUUCUUCUUGACUUGGUACUCGAGCAAGUUACUCAUUCAUGGCGAUCAGAUCCUGUCAGAAGCCAACAAAGUGUUUCUUGGGUGUGAACUCAAGUUAGCAGCAAAAGUUUCCGGGAUUCACUGGUGGUACAAAUCUGAUAGUCAUGCUGCUGAGCUCACGGCAGGUUAUUACAACAUCGAAAGCAGAGACGGGUAUCGCCCCAUCGCGAGAAUGCUGUCCAGACAUCACGCAAUAUUGAAUUUCACAUGUCUGGAAAUGCGGGAUGCAGAGCACCCGGUUAACUCUAAAAGUGGACCUCAAGAACUUGUUCAGCAGGUUAUGAGCUGUGGCUGGAGAGAAAACGUCCAAGUUGCGGGUGAAAACGCGCUUUCGAGAUAUGACAGAGACGGGUAUAACCAGAUCCUACUAAAUGCGAGGCCUAACGGUAUUAACCUGAGUGGUGACCGGCCAAUUCGGAGGAUGUUUGGAUUCACAUACCUCAGAUUAUCUGACAAACUUCUGAGAGAACCGAAUUUCGUAACGUUUGAGACGUUUGUGAGGCGGAUGCAUGCUAAUCAAGAGUACUGUCCAGAUCCUGAAAUGUACAAUCACAAAGUAGGCGCCUUGGAGCGAUCAAGACAGGAAAUUUCGAUGGAGAAGAUUCUGGAAGCAACCGAAAGGGUUGCACCAUUUCCAUGGGACGAAGAAACAGACAUGGGCAUUAGACCCUUUGAGAGUGUACUCUCACUUCUGAGCAGCAAAAUGCGAUCUAUGUUCUUGAAGAACAAGCCCUAGAGACAAGACUCUAAUAGCAUACCCAAGAUGCCAAAAACAUUGCAGAGUUGUAAUCUUGGAAUGAAAUCUAUGUAAAUAUUGUAAAUGGACCUCAUAUAUUGUUCCAUCCAUCCAUCCAUAUGUAGCAACCAUGAUGAUGAUGAUCCACUAGACUCCUACUCCAUGCCCUUUUCCUAAUUACACGCUGUUAUUUUGCUUUU
Molecule: messenger RNA, 2226 nt
Organism: Tarenaya hassleriana
Lineage: Eukaryota; Viridiplantae; Streptophyta; Magnoliopsida; Brassicales; Cleomaceae
Product: beta-amylase 6
Exons: 9
Coding region: 248-2026 (592 amino acids)
Biological process (GO): polysaccharide catabolic process
Molecular function (GO): beta-amylase activity
Source: RefSeq, a predicted model, not a curated record